AUGCCGCGCACUUGCCCUGGCGUGCUUGAUGCUCCGUGCCGUUUCUCCACUUCUCAGGCUGGCGAGCCAGCGCAGCCGACGCGGGGCCACGGCGCAUGCUCGUUCUGCGACUUGGAGCGUCUGGAAGAAGCGGUGACGACUUCCGGCGUGUCCAACGUGAUCCGUAUGCUCCGAGUUCUGCGUGGCUUCGACCCGGACAUCUACGACGAGGCUCUGGCCCGUGUGGGCGAGGUCACCCCCGACAUGGCUGACAUCCACAACCUCGUCGUCUCCGGCGACGGCGCCGCCCGGACUCGUGGCACGCAAACCUGGUGCCGCGGUCAAGCCGAUCAUCCAUGUUGCUUCGCAGCUGAUGGGCAAGGCGGCCGGGCUCAAGGCAAGCGCUCUUUCAGAUGUGUCUUCUGCGACGCAGGGUCCAUGGAACAAACGAUCCGGACCCCGCAGGGUCGCGGCAACGUCGUGCGUCUGUUGAAGAAGUGGCGGGCGACCGCGCCGGCAGUCUACGAGGCGGCACUCCGCCGCAGUGUGCUCGCAUUCCUGCCGCCGGAGACAAGGACCGCCUUGAUCGAGCCCUCACGGCAGCCUUCGAAACCCGACAAGGACACCGUGCUCUCCUGGCGUACUUCUGUGCUGGCUCCUCCGACCCCUACCGAAGUGGAAGAUUUCAAGGCUCUGCAGAAUCGGGUCCAGGACCUGGCUCCGAACGACACCGGCCUUCCGUCGGCCUGCGCGAGUUCGUCGGCAGUUGCUCUGGAGGCAGCUUGCAGUCGCGUGCCGGCGGCGGUGAUCCAGCGGUGCAAGAAUUGCAAGAAAAACAAGUCGAAGCAGAUCUGGGUCCCAUGGCCGGAGGAAGUUCCGGAGCCGCUGCGGGGUUUAUCCCGUGAAAUUAUUCUGGCUCUGCGUCCGCUGGAGGUGGAUUGCGGUCCAGAGUGGAAGGCGGAUUACGGGUACUUUUUCCACAGCACGAUGCUGCGGCUUGCAUGGUCCGCGCAGGACGUGGAGGCGAAGAUCGCCGGCCUGGAUGGCGCUGCCCGCCGCACUGCUGCGAAGGCUUUCGAGUUCCUCAUGCGCAGCGACGACUCUAGCUACCGCGACUUCGUCCGUCGCCGCCGAGCCUUCAUGCAGCGGUACCCGGAGGCGGACCACGAUCGGCGCAAGCGCCCGCUGCGAUGCAUCGAGGAGGCGGCCGUGGAGUGCGUUCUCUGGCCUCACUUGUACUGGGACCGGCGCUUGUGCGAGACCGCCGCUCGCCUGGCAGACGUGCGGCGCGCAGCUCGCCGCCAGUCAGCUGAGCCGGACGACGACGGGUGGUCUGAGGACCAGGCAGGCGAGGAGGAGGACGUGGACCCUGCGCGCAGGCAGAGUCUCAAGCGCAACUUUCUUGCCAAAGCCCUGGGCCCCAUCGCGGACUACGCCGGCGAGUACGAGCUGCUGCACUUCGUGUUCGAUCUCUCCACGUGGUCCGAUGUUGGCGGCAAGAAGGGCGCACUUCGCGGCACACCCAUGUGGCAAGCCAUGAAGGGCGCUCCGUGGACCCCCCAAUAUUGGAAAGUGCGGCACGCGGCGGCGUUGGACAUGCAAGCCCAGUGCAGCCAUCCGGUGGCUUUUCUGACAUGGGCACCUUUUGAGUGGUCCGCCCCUUACCAUGAGUGGUUGCUGCGGCAGAUGGCGCAGCUGGGUCGGCAGCGGCUGCAGCUGGCCGGCCCCGAGACGAUGCAUCUCGCCCACAUCCUCACGGAGCUGUUCCGCGAGUGGGUCUGUGGAGGCGGCCGAAAGUCUGGCGACGCCUCCAGCACUUGGCGCUCCGCCCUCCUCGGCGGCGUCAUGGAGAAUGGGCGCAGGUUGAAGGUCAACUUCAUUGGGCACCUCGAAUUCCAAGACGGCAAAGGAAAGGAAGUCACGCAGAGCUACCACGGACGGGCCGCAGUUCACCUCCAUGGACUGGUGUUUGCAGACAGUUUAGCCCCCGUGCGUCUCCCCGACAAGGCGAGCGCGACGGUGCCUGAAGAAGGGAACCCUCUGCGAGGCUAUGUCCUUGAUGGCCAGGCUGGACGCACGGGCAGCGGAUGGCCACAGCACUCGGGCAACAACGAGUAUGAUGCGGUGCAGGACAAGGUGCGCUUGCGCCACACGGAAUUGGACAAGAAGCUCGGCAUCAGAGGGUACAUCCCCGAAGUUCUGGAUGUGCUGAAGUGCCAUCAGGACCUGCAGCUGGACCGUGGCUCCGGCCUCAUGCUCAAGUACACCGCCACUUACUUACCGAAGUUCGGCGAUGGCCCGGGCAAGGAGCUCAUGGACGACGCCAGCAGCGGCUACGGCGCAGCUCGGCGAGUUCUCUUCACAUUCCAUCCCGGGGAGCCGGAAAUGUGGCUUCUUCUUGCCAAUCAGACAUUUCCGAUGUUCUUCAUGGGAGGCACGAUGCAGCCGAUCAUCGCACCCCAUCCAGGAAUGCCGGUGAAGCCGGAGUACCUCCAACUCUACGAAGCUGCGGACUGGCGCUGCGACAUGCCACUGAUCGAAUACCUGCGGCGGGUCAACAAGAAGGGCGCCAUCCUGGAGCAUAUCCGAAAAGCCUAUCUGCAGACGGACCAAAGGGUCCCUCUGCAGGACUUCGCGGUGCGCUUUGAGACCUUCGGGGAAAGGAUCAUCGCCGCGGAGAUGGUCUCCAUGCAGAACGACAAGUUCUACGGGCAAUGGAUGGCGCUGCGCAUUCCGUACAAGCGAUUGGAAGAUCUCCUGUUGCCGGAGAUCGUGCAGUCGGUCCCCGAUCAGGUGAAGUUUCUCGCGUGCGCCCUGCACUGGGCGCCCGAGCUCUGGCGCAGCGCCCCACGCGUGCGCGAGUACAUGGCUCUGCGCGCGCACCGGGAUGCCUACAUUGAGACAGUGGAUGACCACUGUCAGCAUGCUGUCGCCGUGCCCCGGAGUAUCGCGGACCUUUUCGAAGAGAGGUUGGACGACCUCGUCUUCGCCGCGGAGCAAGCCACCUUCGAGCGCAACGUCAACCAGCGGGUGGACCAAGCCUUGCGACUUCGGGAAGUGGAGGACGAGCAGGAGUACGAGCGCUUGGCAGGCAUCAUUGAGGAGCAUGGCUCCAGGGUCGCUUGCUCCGGCGCUCCGGGCACAGGCAAGACGGCCGUCCUGGACCGUUGCAUCCGGCGGGCCCAGCAGCGGGGAGCGCGCGUGCUCAUUGCUCUCCCGACUGCGACUGGCGUCCAGCGGGCGCGUGUGAAGCAGCGCCAUCCGGAUGCGGAGCUGGACACGUGCCACGGCGCCUUCCUGUUCCACAAGCCGCUCGCGGAGGCCAUGGGCAUCAUGAGCUGCUAUGAUCUCAUCGUCAUAGACGAGGCGCCGCAACUCUUUGAAGAGCGCUUCGACCGCCUCGACGAGAUGUGGAUGGCUGCAGGGAAGGCGCCAUGUCUCGUCUUCGCCGGCGACGAAUGGCAGCUGCCUCCACCGGACCACACCAAGCGGAGUUUGGUCAGGCAUCCCAAAUGGAACCUGGUCCGCAAGAUCGAGCUCCACCACAUCUGGCGUCAGCAUGAAGACGAUCUUCUGCAAAGCAAGUUGACCUUCCUUCGCAAGAAUCGGCCCACGGGCACGGAAGGAAGCACUUUCGUGCGGGACCUGUGCCGCAACCACAAGGCCUGGUCCGGGCACCACCGGCCGAGAGCAGAGGACAUCCAAGCGCUCAUGGAGAGGACGGCCGGGGACACGACGGUCAUCACCUGUACUCGUCGUGGCGCUGCGCUCGUCAACGCCCUGGCCCAGGAGGUGCUCUUCAAGCGCGCAGGUCAGCCAGCCUUGGGGCGCGUUGCUGCCGACUGGGAAAGCAACCCUGCGAACUAUGACGAGGACACCGGGGUCCUCCUGGACCGUUGCCCCGCCCAUGACUUCGUGAACGGCAUGGCAGCCACGGUCCUGAGCUUCGACCCACGCUACAGUGCACUGAUCGUGGAGACCGAGACCUCGGAGACUCUCUGCGUCUAUCCUGUCAGUGACGACAACGUCCCAGAUGGCCACGUGACGUACCAUCCCGUGCGCCUCGGGUACGCGGAUACGGUGCACAAGUUCCAGGGCGCAGAACUGCGCCAUGUGACCUUCUGGCCAGAUUGCCCUGGAUGCCCCGCUGCAGGGUACGUCGCACUUUCCCGCGUUCGGCGCGAUUGUGACUACCUGCUCGGAGGCUGCGUGGCUGCGGAGCACUUCGUGCCGGCCAUGUGA
Messenger RNA from Symbiodinium natans, 4221 nucleotides. The record is from the annotation of a GenBank genome assembly. Lineage: Eukaryota; Dinophyceae; Suessiales; Symbiodiniaceae.